UAGUCCUUCCUGUAAAGGUUCUGUUGCUUAAAAUGGCUUCUUCCACCUCUAUUCACACCUCCAAACACAGCAAAAAUGGUUAUGACUAAAAAUGAAGCAUAGCAUUUUGCAGUGUGAAAUAUUCCUAAUUCUGUUUUAACGCUAUAAAUAAUUAAUGUGCUGAAUUAUUCUUCCCAAAUAGUUUCACUUUCUAUCAUAAUUUAAUGAUAAUAAUCAUCUUCAUAUAUAAGCAUCAUCAGAGAAACAACCAUUGAAUUAUUCCUGGAAUCUAAGCUUAUACUUCAAGGGAAAGACACCAUUACCCUCUUUUCUUCAGUUAAUUUAGCUGAUUCCAUGUUGUCUUUUUCCUCUGAUUGUACAACUAGCUAUUUGCUAUUCUAAGAAUAAGGUUGCGUACAACUGAUUUCUUAUUCCCUGCCUAGACGAGAGUUUAGUUUGAAGCAUAGAGUAAAAACAAGGCCGCAUCGGAUCACACAUCAGCUGCAUUGUAAAGGUUUUCAAAAUAAACAAACCAAUAUUCCCGCCUUAUAACGGUGUAAAAAAAUCGCGUUUUUGGUUGUAUCAAGGGAUAUCUUAUAGUGUUAAAUUAGGCUGGACUUAUUGUAAAUGCCAGCAUAUUAACGGGGGACACAAGUGCACACACUUCAUAAGCCAAAGAGAUAUAUACCAUCCCAAAACCAUAUGGCAAUGGGAAGAAGGUCUCUAAUAGCUUAUAAAGCGUGCACACCAUUUUUAAUUUAUCGAUGUGGAAUAACUCAUCCCAACACCCCCCUCACAUGCGAACCCCCGUCAAGUUCGCAUGUGGGAGUAAUCAAUUAGGGUAGGAACGCCAUUCUUUUCGAACCUACCAUUUUUAAAUUGUUGAUCGAACCAUCGGCUCGGAUACCAUGUUAAAUUAGGCUGGACUUAUUGUAAAUGCCAGCAUAUUAACGAGGGACACAAGUGCACACACUUCAUAAGCCAAAGAGAUAUAUACCAUCCCAAAACCAUAUGGCAAUGGGAAGAAGGUCUCUAAUAGCUUAUAAAGCGUGCACACCAUUUUCAAUUUAUCGAUGUGGAAUAACUCAUCCCAACAUAUAGUUUUGACUGAUUUUUAGGCGCUAUAAUAACCGCAUCACUCCUAUUGACGCAUCAGCGUUCCGUAACCACAUUCGCGACUGUUAUCGUAUUUUUUACACUAUUGGUGGAAGUCACUUAAUACUAGUAUAUUUUUGAAUAAAGUUUCCUGCUUUGGUUGCGCAACAUUCUUAGAAGAAUAUCAUAAGCUACAUUUAUUUUUUAGACUGCCAUGCACAUGACAUGCAGGUUAAUUGUUGUAAAUACAUGUGGAAGAUGACUUAAAGGAUUAAUAUAAUGUGAUAAAGGCAUUGACCCAAUAUUGAAGGAAGACUAGUAGUUUGUCAACUUAGACUGCCUAAUACAUUCCUAUAUAAGUAGUUGUUUGCAUUGCUGCAAACUAUCAUUCCUCAAACAAUCUUGUUUAUCUGUUAAUAAGAAUUAAUUAAUAUUUUAUUUUGAAAAUUUCGUUUCAAGUUGAGAAUACUUGGUUGAAGAUGGCUUUGCCCAAGAUGUUUUAUCUUGGGUGUAUUCUUUUGUUGUUGGCCGUCAUGGUAGAGGCCGCAACUCCUCCUGGAAUUGCGAAAAAUCCUUCGCAUGCAACAUGUAACAUCAAGAAGUAUAAGCAUUGCUACAACUUACCUCAUGUUUGUCCCAAGUUUUGUCCUGAUAGUUGCACAGUUGAAUGUGCUUCUUGCAAGCCUCUUUGUGUUCCUGGAUCAUCACCGCCAACAGAGGAUGAAGGCGGUGAUGAUGGUGGUGAUAAGGGUGGUAAGAAAGGAGGAGACGAUGAUAAGGGUGGAUAUGAUGAUGAUCAAAGUGGUAAGAAAGGAGGAGAUGAUGACAAGGGUGGUAAGAAAGAAGGAGAUGAAAAUGAUAAUGGUGGCAAGAAGGGUGGUGAUGAUGAUGAGGGUGGUAAGAAAGGAGGUGCUGGUGAUGAUAAGGGUGGUAAAAAGGACGGUGAUAAUGAUAAGGGUGGUAAGAAAGAAGGUGAUGGUGAUGAUAAGGGUGGUAACAAGGGUGGUAAUGAUGAUGAUAAUGGUGGUAAAAAGGGCGGUGAUGAUGAUAAGGGUGGUAAGAAAGGAGGUGACGGUGAUGAUAAAGGUGGUAAAAAGGGCGGUGAUGAUGAUGAUAAGGGUGGUAAGAAAGGAAGCGAUGGUGAUGAUAAGGGUGGUAAAAAGGGUGGUGAUGAUGAUAAUUCAGGAUCACCGACAUCCCCUUCAACUCCUCCAAACUAUUCUCCCCCAACACCUUCUACACCUUCUCCUUCUCCUUCAACCCCCUCUCCAUCCACCCCUACCCCACCAUCUUCACCAUCUCCAUCUCCUCCCACACCUUCAUCUCCAUCAUCGCCUCCUUCACAAACACCACCAAGCCCUACACCGACAUCCCCAUCACCGGCCUACACACCUAAUCCUUCUCCAAAGCCUCCAACACCAUCUCCUUCUACUCCCUCCACACCCUCAACACCAUCUCCUUCUCCCUCAACACCGUCUCCCUCCACACCCUCAACUCCAUCCCCUUCCACACCCUCAACACCAUCUCCUUCUACUCCCUCCACACCCUCAACUCCAUCCCCGUCAACACCCUCAACUCCAUCCCCGUCAACACCCUCAACUCCAUCCCCGUCAACACCCUCAACACCAUCUCCUUCUACUCCUUCAACACCAUCUCCCUCCACACCCUCAACUCCAUCUCCUUCUACUCCUUCAACACCAUCUCCCUCCACUCCCUCAACUCCAUCUCCUUCUACUCCCUCAACACCAUCCCCUUCCACACCCUCCACACCAUCCCCUUCCACUCCCUCAACACCAUCCCCUUCGACUCCCUCAACGCCGUCUUCUCCACCUCCAAAUUCUUCUGGUGUUGCUGCUAGGAAGAGAGUUCGAUGCCAAAACAAGAACUAUGGACAGUGCUACAAUCAACCCCAUGUUUGCCCUGCCAAUUGCCCCACUUCAUGUCAAGUUGAUUGUGUUACUUGCAAGCCUGUUUGCAGUUGUGACUAUCCAGGAGCAGUAUGCCAAGAUCCUCGUUUCAUUGGUGGAGACGGAAUCACCUUCUACUUCCAUGGCAAGAAAGACCAAGACUUUUGUCUAGUAACAGACCCCAACCUCCACAUCAAUGCACACUUCAUAGGCAAAAGAAACAUAAACAUGGGACGCGACUUUACUUGGGUUGAGUCCAUCGGAAUCCUCUUUGACAACCACCGCCUCUUUAUAGGAGCCAAAAAGACCUCCAUAUGGGACGAUGCCAAAGAUCGCCUCUUAAUAGCUUUCGAUGGAGAACCCCUAUAUCUUGAGGAAACCCUAGGCUACGAAUGGAAGUCCACAUCCACUCCUCAAGUAACCAUAACAAGGGCUAACACCGGAACCAACAAUGUCAUUGUUGAAGUCCAAGGAAAACUCAAAAUCGCGGCUAAAGUUGUACCUAUCACCGAGGAAGAGUCUAGGAUUCACAACUACGGAAUUACCCAAGAGGAUUGCUACGCGCAUCUUGAUCUAGGAUUUAAGUUUUACUCAUUAACCGGGAAAGUUGAUGGAGUGUUAGGAAAAACAUACGGCAAUGACUAUGUUAGCAAAGUGAACGUAGGAGCUAAAAUGGCGGUUAUGGGAGGCGAUAAAGAUUAUGCUGCUAGUAACAUUUUUGCUACCGAUUGUUUGGCUUCGAGGUUUAAUGGUGAUCAAGAAGAGAGUUCAUUGGAGGCUUUGGAGCUUGCCCAUAUGAACUGUUCUAGUGGAAUGCAUGGUGAUGCUGGGUUAGUUUGCAAGAGAUGAUCAACUUAAAAGCAAAAAAUUCCAAUUUACCUAAGAGUUUUACUAAAAGGUUUAUAAGAUUAUAACACUUAAAUUAUUAGUUGUAUAAUAAAAGAUAUGAUGUAAGAAACUUACAAGCAUAUGAUUAUACUAAUGAUUUCAAUUUUCUUGU
Amaranthus tricolor (Joseph's coat) is the source of this 3981-nucleotide messenger RNA. RefSeq lists its product as uncharacterized. The record is from RefSeq and is a predicted model, not a curated record. Bases 1554 to 3830 code for a protein of 758 amino acids. The transcript has 2 exons. NCBI's taxonomy places the organism in Eukaryota, Viridiplantae, Streptophyta, Magnoliopsida, Caryophyllales, Amaranthaceae.